This is a messenger RNA of Saccoglossus kowalevskii, 2076 nucleotides long. RefSeq names its product kelch-like protein 24a. NCBI's taxonomy places the organism in Eukaryota, Metazoa, Hemichordata, Enteropneusta, Harrimaniidae. The record is from RefSeq and is a predicted model, not a curated record. Gene Ontology annotation, molecular function: protein binding.
AUGACGACAGAGAUAAAAUCCCCGUAUGUGAACCGAGGCGAUGAGUAUCAUCAUUUAUCACAUGCUAAGAAAAGUUUACGCAUAAUUAAUGAGCUGAGAAAUGAAAACUGGAACACUGACGUCACUCUCAGUGCCGGCGACGAGUACUUUCGGUGUCAUGGCGUCGUUCUCGCCGCAGCAAGUCUAUAUCUUUAUGAUCUGAUUGAACAAGAUCGAGAGGAUGUGACGUCUGCAAGAGAAGUUGUGAUCACAGAUCUGGAUAUGCUGGGAACAAUAGUGGACUACAUUUACACCGGACAUGUUUGUAUUGGUGCCCAAUAUGUAAAAGCGCUUAGGAAAACCUCAAAGUUGUUAAAGCUUAAAACUCUCGAAACAGUUUGUGAGGCCUUCCGAGAUACUAUCAAAUACGGACGUGAGUUCAAGUUUGACGACGAAGCUCAUGCACAAUUCUUGCAUCUUCAUUUGAAUAUCUUACGGGAGGAAAGUUGUCUGACUGACGUCACCUUUCGUGUUGGCGAUCACGUGAUUCAAUGCCACAAGACUGUAUUAUCGGCAUCAAGUAGUUACUUUAAAGCCAUGUUCACGCAUGAAAUGCUCGAGAACGAGUUAGAUCACAUCACGAUCAAAGAAACCGAUCCUUACAUAUUCGACUCGCUGGUUCGUUUCUCGUACACCGGCAAGGUCACAAUUACGAAUGAAAACGUGCAGAACCUGGUGUUAGCUGCUGACCGGUUGAAUUUCACAGAGGUCGUUGACCUGUGCGUUCAUUAUAUGCAACAGAAUCUUCAUUCGUCGAAUUGUCUUGGAGUUUGGGAGUUUGCCCAGGUCAUUUCACAUGAUACACUAAGUCAAACCGCCUGGCAGUUUGCGGUGAAAAACUUCUCAGCAGUGAGCGAACAUGAGGAGUUUCUUUGUCUGGCGUCCGAUAAACUGGAGACACUGAUGAGUGCGCCAUUGUUUGUGCUCCGCGAAGAAGAUGUUUACGAAUCUUUAAUGAGAUGGUAUCACGAAAGCGAGGCUGAUCGGCGUGCGCAUCUACCUCGUCUCCUCCAGCAUAUCCGCUAUCCGUUCAUGGCGCCCGAAUACUUACAACAAAUAGAGAGAGAAUUAAAAGAUAUUGUCGACACGCAAAUGUACAUGGAGGAGGCAGAUGACUAUCGUCACAUGAAAUAUAAAGAACGAUUAAAGCAUCAUUUCAACUUGCGCAUGACGUCACGCGUAUACAUCCACGUCAUCAUCGUCGUUACAUCAUCAGGGCCAAUUUUGGUGUUUGAUCCCGAGGAUAACCGAUGGUUUGACCUGACUAUUUUCCCGUUGGUUAGCCGAGAGCAAAUAAUCACGGCAUCCAUUCUCGGAAAUGACGUAUUGUGUACAACGAAUGCUGGGCAUUCCUGGGUUUAUAGUAUUCCGGGCAACGAGUGGACGAGGAGGGCACCACCAUUACAUAUGCAUGAAAGAAACGUCGGGCACAAAUCAGCCAGUAUUGCAGGGCGUGUAUUUAUUCCCGGCGUUGCUAGGAGAUGCCAAACUAUGGAAGUAUACAAUCCUGGAAACGAUAAGUGGUCUGAAGCACCCUCUAUGCCGAAAGCUGUGUGCUACCAUGCUCUGACGUCAUGUAACGGCAAUCUGUUUGUGAUCGGAGGAAUGGGAAAUGGGGGCGCUAUAACAAAAGCAGUUCAAAUGUAUGACGUGGAUGAAAAUGUCUGGUCAUUGCGCGCGGAGAUUCCGGUGAAGUGCGCGCACGCGGCCGCAGCGGCCACGGAGAGUAAAAUCUAUGUAUUUGGCAAUCAAGACGAGUGUAUGGACUCUGUCUUCCAGUAUGACGUCAUAGCAAAUGUUUGGAGCGACGUGGCCACGUUAAACGCGGGUCGACAACGGUGCACUGGUGUCACGUGCAAUGGAAAAGUGUACGCUAUUGGCGGACUCCGUGAACCACUAUGGAAGGGCGUCGUCGACGUCGUUGAAGUGUAUGACACUGGUCUUAAUAAGUGGUCGGUGGUGAGUCACUUACCGUACCACGUAUUCGUACAAGCAUCGAUAGCAGUUCCUAAGUACGCAAUACCACGGUUUUCCUAG